UCCGUAGAGACCACAAAUAGUUCAUCACUCUCACUCAACGCAAGAACUCUUUUGUCUCUGUCUCACAGUCAUGGCGACUCUUCCUCUCUCUCAAACUUCCACAAUCUCUCUUCCUAAACCUUAUCUCUCCAAACCCUUUUCAAUCCCACUCCGUAACGGCACACUCUCAACAACAACAAAUCGCCGGGACUUUCUCAGCUCCUCCGCAAGGAUCGUGGCUCGGUCAUAUAAAGUGGUGGUGGAGCACGACGGCAAAACGACGGAAUUGGAGGUUGAACCGGACGAGACGAUUCUAUCUAAGGCUAUUGAAUCAGGCCUUGAUGUCCCUUACGACUGCAACCUCGGCGUUUGUAUGACUUGUCCGGCUAAGCUUGUGACCGGAACGGUGGAUCAGAGCGGUGGGAUGCUGAGUGAUGAUGUGGUGGAACGUGGCUACGCGCUUCUAUGUGCUUCGUAUCCAACUUCUGAUUGUCACAUUAAGAUGAUCCCUGAAGAAGAGCUCUUGUCUCUCCAGCUCGCCACUGCCAACGACUAAUUAAUCAUCUUCUUGAUUGAAUUCGGUCCUUUUGGUGUUGUUUUGUAACGAAUCUUUGCUAUAGAGACUUUGAAAUCUUGAAUUUUCAAACAAGAAAAUGGUUUUUUAUUUAAACAUUGCAAUUUGGAUGGAUAAGGGGAAAUAAAGUGAUGUACAUUUUGUAUCAGACAUAACAUAAUCCAUAGUACUAGUUUUGCCUUUGA
This is a messenger RNA of Camelina sativa (false flax), 738 nucleotides long. NCBI's taxonomy places the organism in Eukaryota, Viridiplantae, Streptophyta, Magnoliopsida, Brassicales, Brassicaceae. The record is from RefSeq and is a predicted model, not a curated record.